Messenger RNA from Lonchura striata (white-rumped munia), 2373 nucleotides. NCBI's taxonomy places the organism in Eukaryota, Metazoa, Chordata, Aves, Passeriformes, Estrildidae. The record is from RefSeq and is a predicted model, not a curated record.
AUGCCCCUUGCGCCGAGCGGGGCAGAGCGAGCCGGCAGCCGCUCCCCGCCUCAGCAGCCGCCUCCGGCCAUUGCCGAGCGGUUCCGGACUUUGCCGAACCUCUCCCCCUUCUGGCCGGGCUGCGCCGGCGGCAACGUGGCAGCCGCUGCCCGCCCCCCGCCUCCCGCGAUUCAAACACGGCAUCCUCGCCUCGCCCCGCCGGCGGGCAGCCAAUGGGGAGCCGCGCGCCGCACAGACCGAAAGGAGGCUACACCAAUCAUAACGCGAAUCCAUAUCAAGCGACCAAUGAGAGCGAAGAGAGGGUGGGCCCGGGGCAGCCGCGCCCCCCCGGCUCGCGGUGCGCAGCCUCCCGUCAGAAGAGCGUGGCGUGGCGUCCAGGUGCGGGCCGGAGUGCGGGAGGGAAGGGCGGACCGGGGAGCCUGCAGUCCGAAGAGGGCUGGCUCCAUCCCCGCACCUCCCUCGAGCGGCCGCCGCUCGCUGUCGCCUCUUUACCGCACAAAGCGGAGGGAGCCGUGUGUCCUCUCCCGGGAUCUGCUGAAAAACGAGCCGAACUUCCCUGUUUUUGACAGAGGAGCCCUUCCAAGGGUGCAGCCCGCAGCUCGGGCUCGGCGGGGCGGCACCGGCCGCUGCCGCAGCCCGGCCGCCUCCGGGAGCGCCGCUGAGCGCCUCCCCUCAGCGCUGCCCCUCGGCACUAGCACCGCGUUCGCUCUGCUCUCCGUCCUAAUGUGGUGCCAGUCGCGUCAGAGGGAUGAGGAAGAUCGUGCGUCCAACCAGUCUGUCAGGGCUGUGAGCAUUGCACAGCGGUUUGGGACCCAGAACGGCAGAGCAGGAUGGCAGCUAGUGCCCCUCAGGCAACGAAGAAGAGAACCGUACUCUUGGAAGAUGAAGAUUCUUUGGGGAAUUCAUGCUAAUGCAUUGGCAUAUUCUAUGACUACCUUGGGUGCUGGAAUGAUGAAUAGCAUUUUUAAUUUCUACUACGUUAAGCUUUUCCUAAACCGAUACAAAAUUUCAGAAACGGCAUUUCAUGUAGCACAGGUUGUGUUUAUGAUCUGGAACGCCAUCAACAAUCCCCUUUUUGGGUACAUCCAAGACAACUGCAGGCUGAAGUGCUGCGCCAGGCGCCAGGUCUCCAUUUUGUACGGAGCCCCUCUGUACGGCCUGGCCUUCCUGCUGCCGUGGUUCCCCUGGCGGCGCUACGAGGAGGGCGACUGGGUGGGCGGCCUGCAGCUGGCGGCCGCGCUGUGCGCCUUCGACGGGCUGCUGACCUCCGUGCUGCUGGCGCAGUGCGCGCUCUUCGCCGAGAGCCCCAGCAGGCACGAGGGCAGGCUCCAGCUCAUCAGGUACAACCAGGUGGCAACGCUGCUGGGCUCCACGAGCGUUCUCUUUUGCGGGCUCGUGUCGGAUAAUAUGGAAAACUUCGCUUAUUUUCAGGCUUUCACCGUUUUGAUCGCAGCGCUCGCGACAGUUUGUAUGUGUUGCACAGGUAAAUGCAGCACAAGUCAGUACGAGCAGAGGGAAAUUCAUACUGAGGAUGCUAAUCUGGAAAACAGGGAUGGAGCUUUCUCCUUGGCCUCAGUGGUUUCAUUGACGAAACAGAUCAUGACAGAGAAGAACUUUCUAUGUUUUGUAACAAUGAAUUUCUUCCAAGUCUUCCACCUAGCCUUCUACAACAAUUUUAUGAUGAUCUUUGCGGAUAAUCUUAUUCCUAAGGAUGUCCUUUCUUCCUCAGUAAGAAGUAUCAUGUAUGGAGCAGGUUUUAUUUGUCCUCAGUGCCUUGUUCUUCUCAGUCAUGCUUCAUUGAAGAAGUUUGGUUAUUACAGAAUUAUCUUGUUUUCCUUUUACUAUGAAGGAAUAGCUGCUGCUGUCAUGUGUCUUCUAGGGCAAGAACACUAUUAUCUGCUGGCAUUUUAUGUCACAACAAACAUGAUAAUUGUGCAAGCUUCAUUUAGCUUGUUCAAUUUGCCUUUGGCAGAUAUUGUUGAUGCAGAUUUAAUAAAGCACAAGAGGAGGUUACCACUUUCCUCUAUGGUUUUUGGUACCAAUGCUUUAUUUACUAAGCCUGCCCAAUCUUUGGCUCCAAUGGUUGUGGUUACAGUACUAAAUCAUUAUGGAUAUUAUAACCUGAAUAAUGUACCUGGUCAUCCUGAUAUAAGGUCAUUUUUAGAUCUCCAUGAUGCCAUGUUCUACCUGGUCUGUCUGGUUCCCCUCUGCAUUGCAGUCCUACAGAUCCUGACCUGGACUUCCUUUUCCAUCCAGAACAGCCACCUGGCAGCUCCACAGUAAAUAUGGAACCAGUGGUCAGUGUAUCUCCUGCUGAACCACAAGAGAGUUCAGUAAGUUUUUCAUGUGAGAAAGCAAAAUUGCAAGAGGAAA